AACCCCAAAAAUCCCGAGUGGAAAGUUGAGCGCGCGCGCGUGGGCGCAGCCGAGCGGACCUUUGUCACAGUUUGGUUGCAGCUUCUUUACCAUCGCCUGUGACGGGUCCAAAGGUCUGAGGCCGUGUCUGUUUUAGGAGCGCGUUCACUGCACUUUGAGUCCACUCUGCUCAGCGAGCGGCGGCGGCGAGACGCGCGUUACCGUGACCCACCUGAGUUCUGGUUGAACCCACACAGGUCCAUGUCGGCCAUGCGGUGGCGGCUGCUGGCGCCGAGAAAUGUCCGGCUGCUGGACCGCGGGAGGAGCGAACGAUCGGCCGGUGGCAACGGAGCGCAGCCGGCGCGUGCACUGAGCUCACCCCCUGUCUCUGCAUCUCCUCCCGGCAGGACGUUAUCGAGUCUGAGUGCGACGCGACGCGGACUCCCGAAAGCGAAAAUGAGCGAGAACGGAGUGGUGCCGCGGGCCAAGGUGCUGACCAUCGACACCAUGAACCCCACGGUGAAGAAUGUGGAGUACGCAGUGAGGGGCCCCAUCGUGGCCCGGGCCGUGGAGCUGGAGAGGGAGCUCUCAGAGGGAAUGAAGAAGCCAUUCGCUGAGGUCAUCAAGGCGAACAUUGGUGAUGCACAUGCCAUGGGCCAGCAGCCAAUCACUUUCUUCCGACAGGUUCUGGCCCUCUGCUCCUACCCUGAACUGCUCAAUGACAGCACAUUCCCAGAUGAUGCUAAAAGUAGAGCACGCCGCAUUCUGCAGUCCUGUGGAGGGAACAGCAUGGGUUCCUACAGUGCCAGUCAGGGCAUAGACUCCGUGCGUCAGGAUGUGGCGCGCUACAUUGAGCGGAGAGAUGGAGGAGUGCCCUGCGACCCAAACAACGUUUACCUCACAACGGGAGCCAGUGAUGGCAUCAUGACCAUGCUGAAGCUGCUGGUGUGUGGUGAAGGUAUGACCCGUACCGGUGUCAUGAUCUCUAUACCUCAGUAUCCGCUGUACUCUGCUGCGCUGGCCGAACUGGGCGCUGUGCAGAUCAACUAUUACCUAAAUGAGGAGAAGUGUUGGAGCCUGGACAUCAGCGAGCUGCAGCGCGCUCUGGAUGAGGCCAGGAACCACUGCAAUCCCAGGGCUCUGUGCAUCAUCAACCCUGGAAACCCAACUGGUCAGGUCCAGAGCAGAGAGUGCAUCGAGGACGUGAUCCGCUUUGCAGCCAAGGAAGGACUCUUCCUCAUGGCUGAUGAGGUUUACCAGGAUAACGUGUAUGCUGAGGGUUGCCAGUUCCACUCUUUCAAGAAGGUUCUGUUUGAGAUGGGGCCCGAGUACUCGGACACAGUGGAGCUUGCUUCCUUCCACUCCACGUCAAAGUGUUACAUGGGAGAGUGUGGCUUCCGUGGAGGCUACAUGGAGAUCAUCAACAUGGACGAUGACGUGAAGGCUCAGCUAACUAAGCUGGUGUCGGUCCGCCUGUGUCCUCCUGUUCCCGGUCAGGCUCUAAUGGACCUCGUGGUCAACCCUCCACAGCCUGGGGAGCCCUCGUAUGACAACUUCAUCAAGGAGCGCUCAGCCACCUUGAGUGCCUUAGCAGAGAAGGCCAAGCUUACAGAGCAGAUUCUCAACACGGUGGAGGGCAUCAGCUGUAAUCCUGUGCAGGGCGCCAUGUAUUCCUUCCCUCGCAUAAUCAUUCCUGAAAAAGCCGUGAAAGAGGCCACGGACAAAGGUCAGCAGCCAGAUAUGUUCUACUGCAUGAAGAUGCUGGAGGAGACUGGGAUCUGCCUCGUACCUGGGAGCGGCUUUGGCCAGAAGGAUGGAACGUACCACUUCAGGAUGACCAUCUUGCCGCCGAGGGACAAGCUGCAGAUCCUGCUGAAUAAGGUCCAGGAGUUUCACCAGAAAUUCACCCAGCACUAUUCUUAGAUAUCUACACCAAUUUGUCCUCCAUUCAAAAAGGGGGAUCAUUAACCACAACAGAAGCUAGUCCAACGUACCUGUCACUAAUAAGUGCCUUCCCUGCGUCGGCUCUGGUGGUCUCUGUGAUGACGCACUUCAGCCUCUACAGCGAUUUCAUUUGGACUUUGGACAGUAACUUAAGACGCUGUUUGAUAUGAAGGCAAAAAUUCAAAACAAGGACAAAUUCAGAAAUGUGCCAUGUUGGGAUAAGAUUAUGGCCUCAUCUAACGUUCCACGUUUGAAGAACACAUCACUGUUACUGUGUUUGUGAAUAUAGAAGGUGGUCUGUGUCGAUGCCAAGCUGCGAAAUUCAAACUGUAAAAUAUGUGAAGCUGCUUAAAUUCUUUGAAUACAUUUCACGACUGGCAAAAAACACUUCAUUCCAGUAACUGUACUGAGAGGGAGAGAAUACAGAACUGUUAUGUGCAUGGUAAAAAAUGUAACGUAAGUGGGAUUAAAAAGACCGGAAGACAAAAGGUGAA
This is a messenger RNA of Betta splendens (Siamese fighting fish), 2417 nucleotides long. It is a transcript of the gene gpt, whose product is annotated as glutamic--pyruvic transaminase. The transcript is spliced from 11 exons. Bases 241 to 1902 code for a protein of 553 amino acids. Gene Ontology annotation, biological process: biosynthetic process. Gene Ontology annotation, molecular function: pyridoxal phosphate binding; L-alanine:2-oxoglutarate transaminase activity. The record is from RefSeq and is a predicted model, not a curated record. Lineage: Eukaryota; Metazoa; Chordata; Actinopteri; Anabantiformes; Osphronemidae.